GAGGCCCCGGGCACAGCAAACGGCGGCGGCGAGGAGGGGCCGGGCCCAGCGCGGGCCCCGCGGGCUCGGGCCCCGGCGGGAUCGGGCUCGGCAUGGGGCUGGGACCCCCCGGCUGCGGCAGCCCCGGGCCCGACGAGGCGGGAGGUGGCUACAACAGCGAGGAUGAGUACGAGGCGGGCAGGGUGGAGAUGGACCCGGCCACCGCCGAGCAGCAGGAGCACCGGUUCGAGAAGGCUCUGCGGGAGAAGAAAGGCUUCAUCAUCAAGCGCAUGAAGGAGGACGGGGCCUGCCUGUUCCGGGCUGUGGCUGAUCAGGUGUACGGAGACCAGGACAUGCACGAGGUGGUGAGGAAGCACUGCAUGGACUACCUGAUGAAGAACGCCGAUUAUUUCUCCAAUUACGUCACGGAGGAUUUCACCACCUACAUCAACCGCAAGCGCAAGAGCACCUGCCACGGGAACCACAUCGAGAUGCAGGCCAUGGCCGAGAUGUACAACCGGCCCGUCGAGGUCUACCAGUACGGCACUGAGCCCAUCAACACGUUCCACGGGAUCCAGCACAACGAGGACGAGCCCAUCCGGGUCAGCUACCACCGCAACAUCCACUACAACUCCGUGGUGAACCCCAACAAGGCCACCAUCGGCGUGGGGCUGGGGCUGCCCUCCUUCAAACCGGGGCUGGCGGAGCAGUCGCUGAUGAAGAGCGCCAUCAAGACGUCGGAGGAGUCAUGGAUCGAGCAGCAGAUGUUGGAGGACAAGAAGCGCGCCACCGACUGGGAGGCCACCAACGAGGCCAUCGAGGAGCAGGUGGCCCGCGAGUCCUACCUGCAGUGGCUGCGCGACCAGGAGAAGCAGGCGCGGCAGCCGCGCAAGGCCAGCGCCACGUGCAGCUCGGCCACGGCCGCGGCCGCCAGCGGCCUGGACGAGUGGAGCGGCCGCUCGCCACGGCCCCGCAGCGCCGCCCCCUCCCCCGAGCACCCCGGGCUGCACCCCGAGACCCCCGGCCCCAAACCCCCCUCGCCCGGAGCGCCCCCCGCCGGAAAACCCCCCUCGCCCUGCGCCCCAGGGACCAGCAGCCAGCUGGGGGCGGGGGGCGGCCGGGCCACGCCGCCGCUGGUGUCGCUGUACCCCGCGCUCGAGUGCCGCGCCAUCAUGCAGCAAAUGUCCCCGACCGCCUUCGGCCUGAACGACUGGGAGGACGACGAGAUCCUGUCGUCGGUGCUGGCGGUGUCGCAGCAGGAGUACCUGGAGACCAUGAAAACCUCGCGCCACAGAGACCCCGCCGCCGACAAGAGUUGAUAUUGAACCCCCGGACUGCGACCCCCCACCCAAACCCCCAAAAAACCCCCCCCCCCAACCUUCAGAGAGAC
This is a messenger RNA of Camarhynchus parvulus, 1369 nucleotides long. It is a transcript of the gene OTUD5, whose product is annotated as OTU deubiquitinase 5. The transcript is spliced from 9 exons. Gene Ontology annotation, biological process: protein deubiquitination. The record is from RefSeq and is a predicted model, not a curated record. Bases 93 to 1298 code for a protein of 401 amino acids. Lineage: Eukaryota; Metazoa; Chordata; Aves; Passeriformes; Thraupidae. Gene Ontology annotation, molecular function: cysteine-type deubiquitinase activity; K63-linked deubiquitinase activity.